Pieris macdunnoughi is the source of this 879-nucleotide messenger RNA. Lineage: Eukaryota; Metazoa; Arthropoda; Insecta; Lepidoptera; Pieridae. The record is from the annotation of a GenBank genome assembly.
AUGCUCGUGAUCGAGCAAAGAGUCCACACACGUAACUUAAGCCGAGGGAUCUUUCUUAAGGCUAGACUGUUUCAUGGUCUAGAGGCCAGUGGUUGGCGGAUGAAAUUCUCUCUUCUGAAGGCCGAGGUGGAGAUCGAGGCUGAUAUUGAGACUUAUAUAGAGAUUGCAAGAAAACUGAAAGCUGCCAAUGUUGUGGUUAAGCCGACGCGACUUAGAUUACCCACACCGAAGGUGGCAAGCCCUGGACUGAACAAGCCUGUGCUGUCUCAACCAACUAUCAUCACAACAAAUCAGAUGAAAGCCUUGUACUGUCAAGAAGCCCCCGAGGUAAAAGUGCCAACACCAUCAUGUCACUCGCCAGGCGCCAUCUUGCCCGAUCUGCCGCACCCCACAGAUAAUGACACCGACAAGAAUAACGGUCUCUCGAAGGAGGCAUCGUCGGCGGACACGCAAGGAUGGCUGAACCGGCACCGUUUCGCCCAACACGCGGCUACGUUUAGCAACUUUUGCGGGGCCGAUCUGUUGCGUCUCUCUCGGGACGAUAUAAUACAAAUUUGCGGGCUUGCUGAUGGUAUACGACUAUACAACGCUCUUCAUGCGAAACGCAUCGAACCACGCCUAACAGUAUACGUAUGCGCUAGUGGUUCGAAUAUAUACAGCGCGUUGUACCUCGACGCGUGCGCCGCCAGCGAAUUGCUCAUCAAGCUGCAAGGGCUUUUGCACAGUGCUGCCGCCAAGGAAUGCGACACAGUACUUGUGUCGGGACCGAACGGCGCAAGAGUACGUUUAACGGACGAACUCGUACGACAUCUCCCGGAUUCGUCCACUUAUAAACUCGAACAUGUCGAAAACUCGCUUCUACUUAGUCCAACUAACUAA